This is a messenger RNA of Ambispora gerdemannii, 255 nucleotides long. Lineage: Eukaryota; Fungi; Glomeromycota; Glomeromycetes; Archaeosporales; Ambisporaceae. The record is from the annotation of a GenBank genome assembly.
AUGUCAGUAAACGAAACAUCCAACGGAACUAAUAGACUCAGCAACAGAAUUCAGCAAUUAGCUGAGGAUCUCUCAAAAGAAAUAAGGAAACACCAACCCAAUAUAAUUAUUCAAGUCGACUUCAUAGGACCACAACAGAUUGAAAAUGGAUUUUCUGACGAUUUGAUCAUACCAAUCGAAUUAAAUCCAAAAAUUAUGCAAUUAGCAGAAAUAUUACGCCCAAUUAAACAACGAUCAUUCAAAGAACGAGAAAUU